GGCUUUGAGGUGGCGACGUUUGCGGGAGGCUGCUUCUGGGGCACCGAGCUGCACUUCCAACGCAUCCCGGGCGUCGUCGCGACCUGCGUGGGCUACACGCAGGGCGGCGUUCCGGCGCCCACCUACGAGCAAGUGUGCUCUGGCACGACGGGCCACACCGAGGCGCUGCAGCUGCUCUUUGACCCGUCCGAGUGCAGCUACGAGAGCCUCUGCGCCAAGCUCCUCUCGACGGUCGACCCGACGGCGCGCAACCGCGUCGGCAACGACCGCGGCACGCAGUACCGCCACGGCAUCUACUCGCACACGCCCGAGCAGGCCGAGGCGGCGAGGCGGGCGCUCGAGCUCGAGCAGGCGAAACAGUCUGCGCCGGUGGUGACGGAGAUGCUGCCGGCGCGGGUCUUCUACCCCGCCGAGAACUACCACCAGCGCUACCUGCAGAAGGGCGGCCAAAACGCGGCGAAGAACGCGCCGGAGAAGGUGCGGUGUUACGGG
Molecule: messenger RNA, 492 nt
Organism: Emiliania huxleyi CCMP1516
Lineage: Eukaryota; Haptophyta; Isochrysidales; Noelaerhabdaceae
Exons: 1
Molecular function (GO): peptide-methionine (S)-S-oxide reductase activity
Source: RefSeq, a predicted model, not a curated record